UUUUUGAAAUUUGAGAGGGGGCGUGGCUCAGUCUUUAAAUCGCCCUGGCGGGUCUUGGCGAUCGCUCUGCCUCAGCCUUCCAGGGCUGAGAUUCCAGGCGUGCAUCCCCGCGCUCGCCGGUUUUACUCUGCGAUACGGCGCUGCAUGCACUGUCAACCUAACAUUUUUUUCCUCUUAUACAAAGUGUGUGUAUGUUUACAGGCCGUCGUAUCUCAGGUUUGGCGCACACCUGGCCGGGAUCCCCGGGCGUGGAAAAGGGAAGAAGCGCAGGAACGACAGGAGGGUUGACGCGGGACUCUGGGGAGCCACUUUGUCAGCUGUUUGUUUUACAUCUCAGAAAUGUGCUUCUGGAGCCCGAGGUCUGGAUAUGUGUGAAGGCCCAUCAUUAACAAGGCCAGCCCUCUGAGCUGCGAGGAUCACUUUCUUUAGGCCGUUUGCCAAGUUCCUGAGAUUAAAAACCAGGCAGAGAUAUGAAGGAUGAGUAUUCAAGGCAGAUAGAAGAGCUUCUGUAAAGUCAGGGAAAUGCCAAGCACCAUGAAGUGUUUUAGGAAGAGGUGCAGAAUGAGCACGUGCUGUUGGUGUACACCAGGUGGUAUUUCCACCACUGACUUCCUGAAGUGCUAUGCGUCCAAGACCCAGGCCCGUGAGUUCCAAACAGCUGAUGAAGACCUCUGCUACUGCCUGGAGUGUGUGGCCGAGUACCACAAAGCGAGGGACGAGCUGCCGUUCUUGCAUGAGGUUUUAUGGGAAUUAGAAACCUUACGUCUCAUAAAUCACUUUGAAAACUCCAUGAAGGAAGAAAUUGAAGAUGAUGAUGAAUUAUACAUAGUAGACAACAAUGGAGAGGCACAGCUCUUUGAUUUUAGUGGCCAAGACUUUGAAAAUAAGAUUCGAGUUCCUCUUCUUGAAAUACUGAAAUAUCCUUACCUGCUUUUGCAUGAGCGUGUUAAUGAGCUGUGUGUUGAAGCACUUUGCCGGAUGGAACAAGCCAAUUGCCCCUUUCAGGUUUUUGAGAAACAUCCAGGGAUCUACUUGUUUUUGGUCCAUCCCAAUGAGAUGGUUCGGCGUUGGGCUAUCCUGACUGCAAGAAACCUUGGAAAAGUGGACAGAGAUGAUUAUUAUGACUUACAGGAAGUUUUAACUUGCCUUUUUAAAGUCAUUGAGUUGGGCCUUUUAGAAAGCCCAGACAUUUAUACUUCUUCAGUCCUCGAAAAGGGUAAACUGAUUCUCCUGCCGACGCAUAUGUAUGAUACUACCAACUACAAAAACUAUUGGUUAGGUAUUUGCAUGUUGCUGACAAUUCUUGAGGAGCAAGCCAUGGAUUCACUGUUGCUGGGCUCAGACAAACAAAAUGAUUUCAUGCAGUCCAUCCUUCACACCAUGGAGAGGCAGUCGGAUGAUGAUAACGUGAAUCCUUUUUGGCCAGCAUUACAUUGUUUUAUGGUAAUUCUGGAUCGCCUUGGAUCUAAGGUCUGGGGUCAGCUUAUUGACCCCAUUGAGGCAUUUCAGACCAUUAUCAACAAUGUGAGCUAUAAUAAAGAAAUCCAGAAUAUACGGGACAGCUCUGUAAGGACCAAGUUAGAACCAGAGCGAUCUUUGGAUGAUAUGGUGACUUGCAGCCAGAUUGUAUAUAAUUAUAAUCCUGAAAAGACAAAAAAGGAUUCGGGGUGGAGAUCGGCCAUUUGCCCAGAUUAUUGUCCUAACAUGUAUGAAGAAAUGGAAACGUUAGCCAGUGUCCUUCAGUCAGAUAUCGGGCAGGACAUGCGUGUUCAUAACAGCACGUUCCUGUGGUUCAUACCUUUUGUUCAGUCGCUGAUGGACCUUAAGGAUUUGGGCGUGGCUUACAUCGUAGAGGUCAUUCAUCAUCUCCACUCUCAAGUCAAAGAUGUCCUCAACCAGACAAAUGCUGUGUGUGACAAAGUCACAGAAUUUUUUCUUCUGAUUUUGGUGUCGGUGGUUGAACUGCAUAGAAAUAAAAAAUGCUUGCAUCUGCUGUGGGUUAGCUCCCAGCAGUGGGUAGCAGCCGUGGUGAAAUGUGCCAAGCUUCCUACUAGUGCGUUUGUGCGGAGCUCUGAGAAGUCAGCUGGAAGUUGUUCCAAAGGAGCAGCAAUGAUAGCAUCGCUGUCACUGCACGCAGUGCCGUCCAACUCUGUACAGCUUGCUUGUGUGCAGCUGAUCAGGAGUCUCCUUAAAGAAGGUUAUCAGCUUGGCCAGCAGACUCUCUGCAAGCGAUUCUGGGAUAAGCUUAACCUGUUCCUUCGAGGAAAUUUAUCUCUGGGUUGGCAGUUGACUAAUCAGGAAACCUGUGAGUUGCAAACUUGUUUAAAACAAAUUAUUAGGAACAAAUCAUUAGAAAAAUUAAAAGUACCUCCGAGUUACCCUCUUGUGGAUCUGACUCCCACAUGUAAAACCCCACCUGCAUCUUUUAAAGAAGAAAGUGAACAAAAGAGGAAGAAGUCUAAAACAGACAUCCACUGUCUGGAGAAUUCCAGCCCGACAUUUUCUAAAGAACCAGUGAAAACUGACAUAUCUCAAGUAAAAGAGCAUAGAUUGAUUAAAGCAAUAGAAGAGGGGGAUAGUGAGCAAAAAUAUGUAAAGGAUUUGAACACUGAAGACCAUCUCUCUGCUGAGUCGUGGUUAAAGCUGAGUGGUAAAAGUCACUUUAAUGAAAGAGCUCAGGACCAAACUAAAGCAAGUAAAAGGAGGAAGAUGUCUGUGAAAGAGAACUCUUUAUGUACACCACAGAUUUGUACUUCACGGAAUGGUCCAGGAGGAGGAUGUGACAGAGGAAUAAUAAUACCAACCCAUUCGUUGACUUCUGGCACUGAUUCUUCAGAACAUGUAUCCGUAUCAAAUGAGGAUUUCUCCUUAAAGGAUGAUGCUCUUGGUAAGACUUCAAAACCAAAAACUAAGGCAGAGAAAGAUAAAAUCUGUGCAAAGUUAUCACAUGUCAUAAAGAAGCAACACAGGAAAAGUACCGUGGUCAGUAAUGCUGUCAGUGUAGAGGAAAAUCUGGCGGUAGGUAACUUGGAGAGUUUUUGUUCAGAGAAAGAUAAAAGUAUGCAGAAAGCGGGUGGAGCCACAUGCAGUCUGUCUUUAGACUCUGAUGGCAUUCUGCUUGAUGAAAAUGGAGAAGAAAAAUCACAAAAGAGUUUAUUGCUGAAAAAGAAGCAAUUAAAGAACGAAGAAUUGGAUACUUUUUCUUAUCACGAAAACAAUUAUCAAAUACAGAAAUGUCAUGUUGAUAAAGAUUUGGUCUUCUCGCCAGAAAUGACUGAUAUUUUGGUAAAGAUGCUUCCCUCUAAGGAGCCUGUGAUCACACUUGAAUCAAGAGAUAAGGAAAGGACUAAGAGUGCAGCUCUGAUAUCCUCUAACUCACAAAAAGAACCAUCUCCCAGCAUCAGUCCGAGGUCUGACACCUUAACGGAUUCUCAGGUAGACAGAGACCUCCACAAAUUAUCUUUAAUAGCUCAAGCCAGUGUUAUCAAAUUUCCAUCAGAUUUUACUCAAAACUCACUUCAGCUGCAAAGUAAAGUAAAAGAUGAUAAAAGCUGUUUCACAGCUCAAAAUAAUGUGGACAGCUGCUGUGGACAAGUUAUUGUUAUUUCAGAUUCUGAUGAUGAAGAUGAAAUUCUGGGUUUUGAGAAACACAUUGAAAAGGACAAACUAUGCCUUGAAAAAGAAUGUCCAGAGCAGCAUGAUUCAGUAAAUACUAAUGCAGACAAAGAGCUUAUAAAAGAAGAAAAAGCAUUUUUUGUGUGUGAGGAUUCUGAUUCUCAGGUUUUUGAGUUUGAAAGUCAAUCUCAAGUGUUUUCAGUUUGGCAGGAUCAAAAAGUAGACAAUGGGAAUUCAGUUCAAGAGGAGGAAAAAAUUUCCUGUGUGACUCACAUAGCUGAUAGCACAAAUAAUUGGGGUAACGGUACGGACUAUGCAUCUGAAGAGGCUGUUCAAGAAGUAGCAAAGGACCCCGAAGAACAUGGAGAACCACACAGCAGCGUUUCUGUUAAGGGAUUUUGUAAAACUAAAGUAAAAAACCGUAAGAGAAAGCCAUUUGAAAAACCCGUAACUGAAGCUCCUCCAAAUCUUUCAUCUUCUGUCAGAAACAAGAACCAAUCUGACAUUCUCAACAAGAAGGAUCUUACUGAAACUGAUUUGAAAAGUACCGAGAUAAGUACCACAACUCCCAGUUCAACUGUUGAGAAAGCCACCACCGUUCAACCCAAGAAGUCUCCUGCAAAGGCUCGUACUUACUCAAAACCCUCUAGGAAAGGACCAGUUUCUAAAACUCUUAAGAAAACACAUUCAGAUGCCAAAAAAGGGCAAAGUAAAAGUUCGCAUUACCUAAGUUGUAGAACGGCUCCUGCUGUAGUGCCACCAAAGAAAAUCCGCCAGUGUCCUGAACCAACUUCAACAGUUGAGAAACUUGGUCUGAAGAAAACUCCUCGGAGGGCAUUUGACUUGUCCCAGAGAACUUUAGACUCCAUAGGUCAGUUACGGGAUCAUGGCAAAACUGUCGGAGCAGUCAGUGCUCCAAAAAAGGCUAAGUUAAUUUCUCCCCAGACACUCUCUGUCAAAAAUAAUAAGAAACUGCUGACGAGUCAGGAUCUUCAACAGCAAAGGCAGAUGAGACAGAAAUCACACACAAAAAGAAAAGAACCACGUAGUUGUGAAGGUCCAGAUGCUUCAAGGCCAGAGCCAGGUAGAACACAGAAUUCUGACAGAGCUGUACCAGAAUCUGACAGGUUAGAUUAUAAUUCUAAAAAACCUGAGGUACUUGCUAACAGUAAUGAAAAACAAUUAGUAAAAUUCAUGCCUUCAGAACCAGAAACCAUAAAAGCAGAAUAUGUUUCUCGGAUGACUGGCAGUGCUCUGAACCAGUGUGAUUCCAGAGUGUCAAAUGGAAGAGUAGCAGGGGAGAUGAUGGUCUUGACUUCAGAGGACCCUUUAGGUGGAGGCGAGCUAACAGGGCGGCAGGGGCCAGAGGCAACUCUGAAAGAGGCAGAACCGGAAUCCAACAGUGAUGCUGAGGAUGAUAAUUUAUUUUUAACACAACACGAUCCUCAAGAUAUGGAUUUGUGUUCCCAAGUGGAGGGGGAGAAGGAUAUACUCUUGGAAGUGCUUCAUGGAAAAGUUACAGUUCAGGUAGAAGGCUCUGUAAGUUGGCCUCAGUUGGCACAGAGUGGCACAAAGUGUAAGUAUAAAGAUUGUGCCGAAACCCUGAAAAGCCAGGGUGAAUAUUGUUCAAGACAUUCAAAAGCCAAAGCAGCCGAUGAAGAUGUAUUUCUUAAACCUGGCUUGCCUCCUGCAAGGAGACCUUCCACCACUAAAAUUUUUAGCUCCAGUAGUACUUCCCGAAUUGCUCAUCUUUCCAAGUCUUUGGAAAGUUCUCCAGCACCUCCUUCCGCUCCAAAGAGUAAAUCAGACGGGGUGCAGUCUGUUUUGAAAACGCCACAGCCCGCUUCCCUGGUGUCUGUGAAGCCAGUGGGUGAAGGGGACAAUUCAUACAGUGCUCUUCAUUCUCAGACGCUGAACAGCUCCAACAGGCAAGGUUACAGACUUCCGCUUGCCGAAAACAGAUCCUUCUCUGCUUCCGCUCCAGUGAGCGUUCUCUUACCACAGUCCAUCUCUGACAUCUUUCUUAAAGAAGUCUUGAAAUGGAAGUACGAAAUGUUUUUGAACUUCGAUCAUUGUGGAGCCCCAGCAAGUCUUUGCCACUCCAUCUCAAGACCCGUGCCUGUGCGAUUUCGAGAUUGCACAGAGUAUUUCGAUGUGUUUUUACCCUUGAUAAUACUGAAUACUUUCGAAACAGUGGCUCAGGAAUGGAUCGGCUCUCCAAAUAAAAAGAAUUUCUAUCAGUUGCAUUUACGAAAAUUUCCAACCGAUUAUAAAAAAACGUGGGAAUUUGUAGUGUACCUGGAGGAGUGUGAACUGGCUAAACAGUUUCAUCCGAAGGAAAAUGAUUUGGUGUUUUUGGUUCCUGAGAGACUAAGUGGAGAGAGAAAUGAUACCGAGAGAAAUUGCAUUCAGGAUCUCUACGAGUAUCACUGCGGUUACGUUCACAGGUUUCGCCGCACGUCAGUCAUGCGUAAUGGAAAAUCUGAGUGCACCCUUUCCAUUCAGACUCAAGAUGAUUUGUCAGCCAAUUUAAAUGAGCUUAUGAAGUGUAUUAUAAUCAGUUCUUUGGUGACUACGCAAAGGAAGUUGAAAGCCAUGUCUCUAUUGAGUGGCCGGAACCAGCUGGCCAGAGCUAUUCUGAAUCCAAACCCCAUGGAUUUCUGUACCAAAGAUUUACUAACCACAACAUCUGAGAGAAUUAUAGCCUACUUAAAAGAUUUCAAUGAAGAGCAGAAAAAGGCAGUAGAGACUGCAUACGCCAUGGUGAAACACUCGCCGUCAGUUGCCAAAAUCUGCCUGAUUCAUGGACCACCUGGAACAGGAAAAUCAAAAACUAUCGUUGGUCUCCUCUUCCGCUUACUGAUGGAGAACCAGAGAGGGGGGCACUUGGAUGAAAACUCCAAUGCCAAGAUCAAACAGAACCGCGUCCUGGUGUGUGCUCCUUCCAAUGCAGCUGUUGAUGAACUUAUGAAAAAAAUAAUCAUCGAAUUCAAAGAAAAAUGUAAAGACAAGAAGAAUCCUUUAGGAAACUGUGGAGAUAUAAAUUUGGUACGACUGGGUCCAGAAAAAUCUAUUAACAAUGAGGUCCUAAGAUUCAGUUUGGACAGCCAAGUGAACCACAGAAUGAAAAAAGACUUACCUUCUCAUGUUCAGGAGAUGCACAGAAGAAAGGAAUUUCUAGAUCACCAGCUGGAUGAGCUUUCCCGUCAACGAGCUUUAUGCCGAGGUGGACGAGAGAUACAGAGGCAAGAAUUAGAUGAAGAAAUCGCUGAAGUUUCCAAAGAAAGGCAGGAACUUGCUUCUAAAAUUAAAGAGGUUCAAGGGCGCCCGCAGAAGACCCAGAGCAUCAUUAUUUUAGAGUCCCACAUCAUCUGCUGCACGCUGAGCACCAGUGGCGGUCUGCUGCUCGAGUCUGCUUUUCGGGGGCAGGGAGGUGUCCCCUUCAGUUGUGUCAUUGUUGAUGAGGCUGGGCAGUCCUGUGAGGUUGAGACUCUGACCCCUCUCAUUCACCGCUGCAACAAGCUCAUCCUGGUAGGAGACCCUAAGCAGCUCCCACCCACGGUCAUCUCCAUGAAGGCCCAGGACUACGGCUAUGACCAGUCGAUGAUGGCGCGCUUCUGCAGGCUGCUGGAGGAAAGACUGGAGCAGAACACUAUCGGCAGGCUGCCGGUGCUGCAGCUCACGGUCCAGUACAGGAUGCACCCGGACAUUUGCCUCUUCCCGUCCAAUUACAUUUAUAACAAAAGCUUGAAAACACAUAGGUUUACUGAAGCUCUUCGAUGCUCGUCAGACUGGCCCUUUCAGCCUUACCUUGUGUUUGAUGUUGGAGACGGUUCUGAAAGACGGGAUAAUGACUCAUAUGUAAAUGCUCAAGAAAUAAAAUUGGUGAUGGAAAUAAUUAAACUUAUUAAAGAAAAAAAGAGAGAGAUUAAUUUCCGAAACAUUGGCAUCAUAACUCAUUACAAGGCUCAGAAGAUGAUGAUUCAGAAGGACCUGGACAGAGAGUUUGAUAGGAAAGGACCAGCCGAGGUGGACACCGUGGACGCCUUCCAGGGCCGCCAGAAGGACUGCAUCAUCGUUACCUGCGUCCGUGCGAACGCCAUGCAAGGCGCCAUCGGGUUCCUGGCCAGUCUGCAGAGGUUGAACGUCGCCAUCACGCGUGCCAAGUACAGCCUCUUCAUCCUGGGACAUUUGAGGACGCUGGUGGAAAACCAUCAUUGGAACGAACUGAUUCAGGAUGCUCAGAAGCGCGGAGCCAUCGUCAAGACCAGUGACAAGAACUACAGACACGACGCGAUGAAGAUCCUGAAACUGAAGCCCCAGCUGCAGCGGAGCCUGACCCACCCGCCCACCGUCGCCCCCGAGGUGUCCAGGCCCCAGGGCGGCCUGCCCAGCCACAAGCUGGACAGUGGGCUCGACACAACGUCCUCCGCCACUCCUCUGUACCACAGCCCCUCUCACUCCAACGAAGCUGUGGUCCCAAAGGAUCCUGAAAGGUCGCCCCUUCGGGAACGACUCCGGGACCCACGACUGCUAAAGAGAUUUGAAGCUGAAGCCAAGUCAGGGACGUUCCUCAGGGACCCACAGGACGCGAGCCCCCAGCACCCUGGAGCCGUGCCUCCCUGGGCAGAGCUGGGCGUCCCCGUGACCUACCAGGACUUCAGCGCUCCCCUGCAGCCACCUGCCGCUGACGUCGCCCUUCAGAGCCACUGCAGAUCUCUGGCACCAGGUGAGCCUCCCGCUGCCGGCGGUGACCAGGAGGGCUGGCUGGGCUCCAGGGGAGAAGCUUGGGCCUUCGACGAGGGCGAGCAGGAGGACUGCGGCUCCGCAACUUACUACUGGAACAACUCUGCCUGGGACAGCAGGAGACUGGAAGAGGACAGCAGUUUCAAGAAGAGAAAGCUUUCGUAGUAGAGCUGUGUGGUGGGCCUGUUGGUCCCGGGCAUUCUGUAAACUGAAGGUGACCACUCAGAUGAGGUGAUGUUUUUUUCCCUGUAAGGAGUUUGUGUGCUGUUGGAAAACAAGGAAUUGCAUCCGAUGCCUGAGCCUUCUGGUCACCUUGAGUAGUUUUGCCAGUUGCACAGUUUUCGGAGGUCCUUUGUGUGUCUGUCAUAAUGCGCACCCUUGAAGUCAGGACUCUUGUUCUCUGAAUGGUCAGCUCUGGAGGUCAGACUGGAGUGAGUGUUGUAAAAGUUGCAGUGUAUAUUUGUAAAGCAAAUAAGAAAACACUUUUAAAGUUUAAUCUACUAGACCACUUCUCUUUUUCCCCGCUUAAAAUGUUGAUCAUUUUUUAAUGGAACAAACUGUAUAUUAAAAGUGAGAGGAAGGCAGGUCCUUUCAACCACUGUGACGGAGACAGGGUUCCAUAGCAGCCUCGGUCUUUUGGGGCGUGCAAAGGGUGCCAGGGGCCAGGGUCCCUUGGGGACCUGGGGGAGGUGCAGUCACAGAAGUUGUGCUGAUGGCCGCACUCUGGGGUGAGGCCCCCGGGCUCAGGACAUGUCCGUGAUGAGGUCACGUGGCUGUCUCGGUACACGCAUAGUCCUCUAGCUAACACUCUCACUCCCCGCGAAGUGGAGGAACCCCUGAGCCGUCCCGUUAGGUGCCCUGGCAUGGGUGAGCCCUGUGCAGCUGGCGGGCAGGACGGUGCUGGGGCUGUGAGGACUCUCUCCGGCUGCUUUGGUGAGGCUUGCGGCGCACCAGCCCCGACACACUCCCAGGAUUCAGAUCGCCAGGCAGCUACAGCUGCGGGGCCAUGGGGUGGGCUGAACAGAGUCCGCCCUCAGGGUAGAUCCCCGGGAAAGUAUUCGCAGUGAGAGCUGGGGAGGAGGAAGGUUGCCCACAGGUGGCCCCGGUUCUCAGGACCGCCCGGUGGGUGGGUGGUGUGGUCCUGACGUCUGCUCCUCUGUGAGCUGAUGCUCUGCAGGGGAGGUGGCCAGGAUGGAGGGGGUGCCCUGGUCCAGGUUCCCGGGCGUCCUCUGGCUGACAACUCAGGGCUGGCAGCGAGGGCUGUGCGGCCCAUCGCUCGUUUGAGGUAGGAAGACUAAGUCCUGAAGAUGAAUGUUCACUGUCUGAGAUAGUCUUUGUCAUCUGCUUUUUCAAGCAAAAAGUUCUGUGUAGAAAUUCUCUUGGCACAGUGUAGGGAGCUUUGGACAGACGGCUCUGGCUGCCCAGUUUCCACACCCACUAUGUCUGCGCAUCUGACCUGUGUCAGCUGAACGCCCCCAAAGCAGGGAGCGAGCGGUGCCUUCUCACACCACUCUGUGCCCAGAGCCGGCCCUGCCCGUUAGUGGGCGGUUUGUCCUGGGCUGCCCUUGAGGAUAUCAGGGUAUGGCUCACCCCACCCGGGGCCAAGCCGCGGCCUCCUCAGACCUUUGGUGAAAAAUCUCCUUGUUACUUUGACUCCUUUCCUAUCUCUCGGCAGAGUGCUGUGUUAGCGGGAUUUGCAGGGUCCGUCGGCAGGGAGUCUACGGGAGGCAGCGUUUCCCCUGGGCUGGGUCAGUCCCGUGUCUCAGACUGUGCUCGCCCUCCACCGGCUUCUUCAUGCCAAAGUAGCAACACUGCGCUGUCUUUUGUUUACUUUUGUUUCCUUUUCUUUGUGGUGCUGGGGAUGGCGCCCAGGAAGUUUGAAUCGAUAAGUGCAUUUACAGGGCCCCGCGUGCCUGGCCCUCUCAGCGCUGUGCUCCGCACGGUGCCAGCCUGGAGGGUGAGGUCUGUGACCGCUGUGCCCUUGUGAGGCGCGUGGCGUCGGGAAGCGCCCUGCUUUCACCACCAGUUCUCGGCAGGAAUACUGUGUUGUGCUUUGAAACUAGAGUUGCCUCUUUAUACGUAACUUGCCUUGGGUUUGUUGUGCACAAUUUGUUUAUACGUUCUUGUGAAUUUCAGGAGCAGAUUUGAUAAAUACAUGUGAAUAACCUCCUAUAAAUAAAUUUUAUAACAAAAACUAUUUUCUGAAAUGAGCUACGCAGGUGUGGGUUCUUGCUAUAGCUUUGACUUUGUGCUUUGGAUUCUUAUCUGGAAUUUGGCAAACAGCCCUGUUGUCUGUUUAAAACCUAAAUUUUAAGAGAAAAUGACAGUU
Fukomys damarensis (Damara mole-rat) is the source of this 10690-nucleotide messenger RNA. It is a transcript of the gene Setx, whose product is annotated as senataxin. Gene Ontology annotation, molecular function: helicase activity; transcription termination site sequence-specific DNA binding. Gene Ontology annotation, biological process: termination of RNA polymerase II transcription. The record is from RefSeq and is a predicted model, not a curated record. The transcript is spliced from 27 exons. NCBI's taxonomy places the organism in Eukaryota, Metazoa, Chordata, Mammalia, Rodentia, Bathyergidae. Bases 523 to 8526 code for a protein of 2667 amino acids. Gene Ontology annotation, cellular component: nuclear body.